AUGGCAAAAUAUAAGUCCGUCUUCAAGCGGGUGAUGUGCCACAAGGGCUUCCGACUCCCUUCGGGAAACCUCUUUUCUACACAGGAUCAGACCUCUUUCCUGAUGACAGCCAUGUUCGGCAACAAUCCCAGUGCCGUCAUCGCCAGCAUGGGCGUUGGCGUCGCCUACCAGAAGGUUGAGGCUAUUUUGGUCGAUGUCUUCAGUGGCUUGAUUGACAAAGCUGAACUCUACCGCGCCAUCCGCGGUCAUAUGGCGUUCUACGAAACCGUUGCCAACGAAGUCAAGACUGAUGGCGAUUUCACUGGCGAAGUCGUCAAGAUGAUCGAGGAACUUUACGUCACCGGACGUCAGAACAACACCGCCGCGACCCACCAUGAGAAUCGGCUCACUACAGUCGUGGACGCUUGGAUCAAGACUCGUACCGCCGUUGACAAGUUGCCUCCUCCGCAGCAGUUUACGCUUGCCUCUCACCCCACUGCUGUCGACGCCCUUACUUCCGACAUCAGUGAAUUCAACAUUGGACCUGCUGACCAGCCUGCCUGGCCCCCUGCUUUCUUCAACGAAAACGAGAUAGUCUUGCUCUCCAAGCCUGAUCUUCGUCAUGUUCUCUUCGGCCGGGACAUGAACUCGACUGCCACCCUUCCCAAACUUCCCUACACGGGAGGACCCCCUCUGAACACUCGCGCCUACCUCUGCUGCCUUGCGCUUCAGAACUACAACCGUGACAGCAAGUGGCGUCUCACUCUAACUCCCGUCGCUAACUUCACCAACCCUCGUCAGCGAUGGGACUGGAGCGACGCCUCCAACGGCGGCUCUCGCAUCUGCUGGACCGUGAAGGCUCUCUUCAAGAAUUGCAUCGACAGUUUCCAGAUGGGAAAAACCUUCUGCAUUGGUCUGGCCACCCCCUGGUUCGGCAGUCCCUGGGCUUCCAUUCCCCGAGCCGAUGGCCCCCAGAACACCACUGGUCUCUCGCAGCACCAGAUUUGGUCCAACUUCUGCCCCCGAAUGGGCUUCGCCAUUGUACUUCAUGAGCACGCCGAUGGACUGGAGUUAAUCAUCUUCGACGCCAGCUCCAACUAUCCCCACAUCAAGAACAGCUCUCAGAUGAAGGGCAACAAGAUGGCCAUCUUUGGCUUCCGCAACCUGGUCCGUACCACUGCUGAGAAGGCAGUCAAGGAGGCCGGUGGACGUCUGGUUCGCGGUUGGCACGGAGGCAAGGUUUCUCUCGCUGAUGGCGACGAUGGCAGCACCGCUGAUAGCGUUCAGCUUGCGAGCGAGUGGAUCCGACAGCUCAUCGUCGCUGGCCGCAACGGAGAGGAUCCCUUGUCUGUCGAUGAUGACACCUGGGCUCAGUGGGGAUUCGACCCUGUCGAGAUGUGA
This is a messenger RNA of Colletotrichum karsti, 1380 nucleotides long. RefSeq lists its product as uncharacterized. The transcript has a single exon. NCBI's taxonomy places the organism in Eukaryota, Fungi, Ascomycota, Sordariomycetes, Glomerellales, Glomerellaceae. The coding region runs from base 1 to 1380 and encodes 459 amino acids. The record is from RefSeq and is a predicted model, not a curated record.